GCUGUGAUGGCCCUUCUUUGCGGACUAAGCCAAGAUGGUCAGACAGAACUAAAUGAGAGUCCAUAUACUAAAUCUGCAAACCAGACAAAACCACCUGAAGGAGCAUUAGCUGUAAGGAGACAAAGUAUUCCAGAGGAAUUCAAGGGCUCAACAAUAGUUGAACUAAUGAAGAAAGAAGGUACCACUUUGGGACUUACUGUAUCUGGCGGAAUUGACAAGGAUGGGAAACCAAGAGUAUCCAACCUUCGCCAAGGAGGCAUUGCUGCUAGAAGUGACCAAUUGGAUGUGGGAGAUUACAUCAAAUCUGUGAAUGGCAUCAAUUUAACCAAGUUUCGUCAUGAUGAGAUCAUUAGUUUACUCAAGAAUGUUGGUGAAAGAGUUGUAUUAGAAGUGGAGUAUGAGCUGCCACCAAUCUCUGUUCAAGGAUCAGGUGUCAUUUUUAGAACUGUAGAGGUUACUUUACAUAAAGAAGGGAACACUUUUGGCUUUGUAAUAAGAGGUGGAGCACAUGAUGACAGAAAUAAAUCUCGUCCUGUUGUAAUAACAUGUGUUAGACCUGGAGGGCCUGCUGACAGAGAGGGAACAAUCAAGCCGGGUGACAGGUUGCUUAGUGUUGAUGGGAUUCGGCUUGUUGGAACAUCACACAGUGAAGCCAUGAGUAUUCUCAAGCAAUGUGGGCAGGAAGCGACUCUGCUGAUAGAAUACGAUGUCUCCAUAAUGGAUUCGGUAGCAACAGCUUCUGGGCCACUGCUUGUUGAAGUUGCCAAAACUGCUGGUUCUGCUCUGGGAGUUGCACUAUCUACCUCGAUGUGCUGCAGCAAACAAGUUAUUGUCAUUGACAAAAUAAAAUCUGCAAGUAUCGCAGACAGAUGUGGCGCAUUACAUAUAGGAGAUCAUAUUCUUUCCAUUGAUGGCACCAGCAUGGAGUACUGUACAUUAGCAGAAGCAACACAGUUCUUGGCUAAUACUUCCGAUAAUGUCAAACUUGAAAUCCUUCCUCAUCAUCAGACACGGCUGGCUCUAAAGGGACCAGAGCACGCAGCCCUGGUGUCUUCAUCCUUCUCUUCUGCCUCCAUGAGUGCAUACAGCCUAAGUUCCUUGAACAUGGGGACCUUACCUCGCAGUCUUUACUCUACUAGCCCACGGGGAACCAUGAUGAGAAGGCGAAUGAAAAAGAAGGAUUUCAAAAGCUCGUUGUCCCUUGCUUCUAGCACUGUUGGCCUGGCUGGGCAGGUUGUCCACACAGAAACCAUGGAAGUAGUGCUGACAGCUGACCCUGUUGUAGGAUUUGGGAUACAGCUCCAGAGUAGUGUGUUUGCUACUGAGACCUUGUCUUCACCACCUCUGAUAUCAUAUAUUGAGCCUGACAGCCCAGCAGAAAGGUGUGGCAUCUUACAAAUCGGAGACAGGGUACUGGCUAUAAAUGGGAUCCCAACUGAAGAUAGCACUUUUGAUGAAGCUAAUCAGCUGCUCAGAGAUUCUUCUAUCACUAGCAAGGUCACUUUGGAAGUAGAAUUUGAUGUUGCAGAGUCUGUCAUACCAAGUAGUGGCACUUUUCAUGUAAAACUACCAAAGAAGCAUAAUGUAGAGCUUGGAAUCACCAUAAGCUCUCCAUCCAGUCGAAAACCAGGAGAUCCUCUUGUUAUUUCUGAUAUUAAGAAGGGAAGUGUAGCACACAGAACUGGAACAUUAGAACUAGGUGAUAAACUGCUUGCCAUAGACAAUAUUCGACUGGAUAACUGUUCCAUGGAAGACGCUGUUCAAAUCCUGCAGCACUGUGAGGAGCUUGUAAAGCUAAAAAUCCGGAAAGAUGAAGAUAACUCUGAUGAACAAGAGAGCUCAGGAGCAAUUAUUUAUACUGUUGAGCUCAAGCGAUAUGGAGGACCUCUUGGGAUCACUAUUUCUGGCACUGAAGAGCCCUUUGAUCCCAUUAUCAUCUCCAGUCUUACUAAAGGCGGACUCGCUGAAAGGACAGGUGCAAUUCACAUUGGAGACCGGAUCUUAGCAAUAAACAGUAGCAGUCUAAAAGGAAAACCAUUGAGUGAAGCUAUACAUUUGUUACAGAUGGCAGGAGAGACAGUAACCUUGAAAAUCAAAAAGCAAGCAGAUGGUGAGUCAACAAGCCCAAAGAAGUUCCCUGCCUCUGGUCACCUAAAUGAAUCAAGUGAUAUGGAAGAAGAUGCAGCGACCACACAAAAACCAGGCAAACUUUCAGAAAUAUACUCCACCACUGUCCCAAGUGUGGACAGUGCUGUAGAGUCAUGGGAUGGCUCUGGUAUAGACAAUAGCUACGGAAGCCAAGGUCCCAGUUAUCAGGCUUCAGGAUACAGCUUCAAUACCUUUGAAUGGAGAAGUCCCAAACAAAGGGGCAGUUUGUCUCCUCCAAAUAGACCCAGAACAAACCCCUUCCAUGAUACAGGGCUAAGUGAUGAUGAAUGGGACAAAACAGCAACAAGCAGCUUUGCAGGUGCCCCUGAGACUGAACAGGAGGAAAAUUUCUGGUCUCAAGCACUGGAGGACUUGGAGACCUGUGGACAGUCAGGAAUUCUGAGGGAAUUAGAGGACAAGGCUGACAGGCGUCUGUGUUUGAGAAACAUGACUCUCUUGGCAACAAUUAUGUCAGGGAGUACAAUGAGUCUGAACCACGACAACCUACAGCAUCGCAGCCAUCUGGGAAGGCAAGCCAGCUUCCAGGAAAGAAGCACUUCAAGGCCGCACUACAGCCAGACGACCCGUAGCAACACAUUGCCAUCUGAUGUGGGCAGGAAGUCUGGAGCUCUGCGGAAAAUGAAGCAAGAGAUGAAGGAGAUAAUGUCACCAACUCCUGUGGAGUUACACAAGGUAACUUUGUACAAGGAUUCUGACAUGGAGGACUUUGGGUUCAGCGUAUCAGACGGCUUGCUGGAAAAAGGCGUGUAUGUUAAAAAUAUUCGACCAGCUGGACCUGGAGAUGUGGGUGGUUUGAAGCCAUAUGACAGACUUCUACAGGUAAAUCAUGUUCGCACAAGAGACUUUGACUGCUGUCUAGUUGUGCCCCUCAUAGCAGAGUCUGGUAAUAAAUUAGAACUCGUUAUUAGCAGAAAUCCUCUAGCCUCUCAAAAGAUGAGCGCCGAGCAACAGACUUUUGCCACUGGGGAAUGGAAUGAUGCAAACAAUGCCUUUCUUCAACAAAGUGGACACAACACUGGUUCAGAGAUGCCACGGGAACCUACGAACACUUUAUAGCCAAAAACUGUAUUAGUACAAGACAUUUAAAUGGUGCUAUAUCCCUAUGAGAUUUCUGCUACACUGGAGACACAACUCUUAAGAAGCACAGGGGAGUCUAAUUAUUUCUCAAGACUCGU
Messenger RNA from Gekko japonicus, 3344 nucleotides. RefSeq names its product glutamate receptor interacting protein 1 (gene GRIP1). The record is from RefSeq and is a predicted model, not a curated record. Gene Ontology annotation, biological process: neurotransmitter receptor transport, endosome to postsynaptic membrane. Gene Ontology annotation, molecular function: nuclear glucocorticoid receptor binding. The transcript has 24 exons. Bases 7 to 3225 code for a protein of 1072 amino acids. NCBI's taxonomy places the organism in Eukaryota, Metazoa, Chordata, Lepidosauria, Squamata, Gekkonidae.